Molecule: messenger RNA, 1041 nt
Organism: Amyelois transitella
Lineage: Eukaryota; Metazoa; Arthropoda; Insecta; Lepidoptera; Pyralidae
Product: ommochrome-binding protein
Exons: 1
Coding region: 65-916 (283 amino acids)
Source: RefSeq, a predicted model, not a curated record
CGAGAUAUGAAGAGCUUUAGUUAAUCACGCGUGGCCAGACGUAACAAACGCUUGUAAAAAAAUCAUGUUUGACAAACUGAAAUACAUUAUUUUGUUGUUAGUGAGCGCGGGCGCUACGCAAGAAAUUUACUUAAGUGAAGAACCUAUAGACAGAAUCGGUGGCAGACUUUAUAAAAAAGAAUUGCUGACAAAUAAAUUCGACUCGCCUAAAGAAUUAGCAUACGAUUCCUCCAGCAGAAACCUCUUUUUCAUGUACAUGGAUGAUAACUUAAAGAACUCUGGACGUGCUUACAUCAAUGUUGUAACUAAACGAGCUGUCAAAAUAGAAGGUAUUGCCACGAACAAAGCUACAGCAGUGGACACUGAAACUGGUGAGGUUUACUUCGGUUCAGAAAAUGGACUUUAUAAAUACGAUCCCUUGUCCAACAGGGCUACUAAUAUUGGUUUGUACAAUAUGAAUAUUAUGAAGAUCGUUAUAAGAAACAAUGUUAUUUACAUCAUCGAUGCAAAUAACCAUAGGAUUUACAAGUUAUAUAAUGAAGGGCAAACUGCAGUUUUAGUCGGAGACAUGAAAACUGUUAUUGAUUUCGAAGUGGACAACAAAAGAAAUGUACAUUUUGUGACGAUGUGCGGUCUGUUUUGUUUUACAAAAGAUGGAGAUAUUGUGAAAAAUGUCGAUUUAUCUAGAGUGUAUAAUUUCAUUGUCGGAGAAGAGAAAACUUAUGGUGUAGCUGAAAACGGACUUUAUAAUAUUAAUUGCGUUAACGGUACAGCAGAAAAAAUUGCAGAUCUACAUUUCGAUCCUAGAAGCAUAAUAUUCGGAGACUACGGGGACGUGUUUUAUUCUGAAGAUAAUAACAUUUAUAGGUUGAAACCUGUGAGUGCAUACUUCUUAUACAGGCGUAAGAAAACUUGAUCUUGUGAGAAAUUGUGUUCUUGUAUUUAUUGUUAUUUAUUUUUUUCUUAUUUAUUAAUACUUAUUAUAACCAUUGUUUCGUCUGGUAACGUAGAAAAGAACAAAAUUAAAGGGUCAAAAAGAAG